This is a messenger RNA of Penaeus monodon (black tiger shrimp), 918 nucleotides long. RefSeq lists its product as uncharacterized. The transcript is spliced from 2 exons. The coding region runs from base 305 to 772 and encodes 155 amino acids. NCBI's taxonomy places the organism in Eukaryota, Metazoa, Arthropoda, Malacostraca, Decapoda, Penaeidae. The record is from RefSeq and is a predicted model, not a curated record.
CCCGUUUAAAGUUUGUUGGUUCGUGUCUGACACCUGCAGCCACUCCUUGAGCUCUUACAACGACUCCGCGGCUGCUUGUCACCACAUGCUGUAGCCCGCGCCCCUCCCCUCGCCCACUCGCACCUUUGUUCCGCUGCAGUGCCAUGCAUAGGAGAGGCUGUGCUGCGCUAUUUAUUCUGGUCUGGUUACGUACUCGCCUUGAUAGUAAUGGCUGUGACACACGCGGAGAAGUGUGCGAUUUCGGGGCGCUCUUUCGGCGGCAGAAAAGAGACUUGAGAGAAGAGAGCAGUGAUUGCGUCAUAACAUGGCGGCGCGGAGAGCUCGUUAUUGUGGUCGCGUCAUGGGUGUCGUCAUAGCUACGUCGCCCGCGCCUACACCUCCCGCGUCACGUGAAAGAUCCAGGAGGUUUCACUGUGUGCGUCACCUCUGUGCUGUCAGGAGGGCCUUGCUUAGGACACUCGUAUUGUGGUCUCAGGAGGAGAUUCGUCUUUGUAAUUGUACUGUGCAAGUUAGGUGCGACGAACUGCAGGAACCUUACCACUGGAUUCGCCUCGCCGUCUGCCGAUCCUCUUUUGAAGCCUCUCUCGUCCCGACAGGAUCCCAAUCUCGACGAAGAGAAUCUACGCCCAUUGCCGUGCUAAAUGAUCAUAAUCGUAUUUAUCCUCGCUUACGACCAUCUAGCACGGCGCUGGUCUGGAUGAUGACGUCACACUACAAGACCAGCCUUUCUCUGCCUUUGUUCGACCCGCGCGGGAAUAUUGUGGGGAAUUGACAGCUUCUGAAUUGACGAGACAGAGAGAGAGAGAAAAAAAAAACUUCCUUAUUUGUUCAUUAUGACAGGUGUUCCUCAGUUCCUCAGUGACUAUUUUAGAUGUGAAUUGUUUGAGAAUGACGUGGGGAAAUUGACAGCUUCUAACU